GACACUCUCACCACAUGAAAUCAUUCGGCAUCGCAAAAAGCGGAACUCAGUAUUCUUCAACACUGACCAUUCAAGCCAACGAAGCUUGGCACGUAUUGGCAAACAUAGAAAUCUAUGGAACAAUCGUUGGAAUACGAGGAGAUCGGCAUCUGUACGGUACUCAGUAUCUAAUUAUAGAUUCGCCUGCAUCUGACGUAGUCAACAAAGUGCGAAGGACGGAUACAUCCCUCACUGCCUCCAUUCUCUCGUACUCGCUUUAACGAUGAGUGAGACUUUCUUUAUGUAAAUUUAUUACUCCAAAGCGAUAGAAAUGCGGAGGAAUAAGCAUAAGAUUGAGGCGUCCGGAAGAUGCACAGGAUACCGCUUCGAUGCCAAGAUUUUCGUACCCGCACAGCCUUGCAUACCACUUGCAUAUACCGCUGUUCUUCUCGUAUUUGCUGAGAGGAGACUCUGCUGAUGCGGCUAUGAAAAGUGUUGACAGACAUCAUCUGAUUUAGGUGCAAUGGGAUGUUUCUCGUAAUUGACAAUGCACACAAUGCGGUCCGGGUAGGUACCCCGCUAUCACGAGUUUCGAUGGAUGGGAGGAGGCGAGAUAUACGGAAACUUAUCUGGUGAAUCAUUGGGGCGGAGGUGAGGCUAAGAUGAGGGGUUUUUGAGGGGUAGAAGGUAUAUAAGACAUGAUGUGCGCCGUGAUGGAAUAUCAUUAUCAACAUCAACAUCUACACACAUAUCUACAAUAACUUCCACCUCACAAACAAACAAACAAACAAACCAACCUCACCACCUCAACCACACAAAUUCAAAAUGCAAUUCCCAACUCUCGCUACUCUCCUCACCUUUGCCGUCAGCGCAACAGCCAUCACCGUCUCCUACGACGUUGGCUACGAUGAUGCCAGCCGAUCUCUCGCCGUAGUCUCCUGCUCCGACGGAAGCAACGGACUCCUCACCAAGGGCUACACCACCCAAGGUUCCCUCAAGAACUUCCCCAACAUUGGUGGUGCAUCCGUCGUCGCCGGCUGGAACGAUGCCAACUGUGGCAGCUGCUAUCAAUUGAGCUAUGGAGGAAGAAGCAUCAAUGUCCUCGUCAUUGACCAUGCAGGCGCGGGAUUCAACAUUGGAGAACAAGCACUUAACACUUUGACCGGUGGACAAGCAGCUGCUCUCGGAAGAAUUGAUGCUUCUUACACCCAAGUCGACAAGAGUGCUUGUGGAUUGUAAAUGGUUGGAGGAGUCCAGAAUGCAAGCACGGGGAUAGGAAGUGGAAGAAUGGGAUAGGGGAUGAUGAAGACGGAGAUGGAGAUAGCAUUGGCGAUGGGAGUAAUGGUGUUUAUGACGGACGAUUAACGAGUAUGAAUAUUUUAAAGCAAGAUAAUAAUGAUAAUGCAAGUUUUGCUACCUAAUCUUUGCCCCAUCCGCGCAUUUUGAAUAUGAUGCA
Messenger RNA from Botrytis cinerea B05.10, 1435 nucleotides. It is a transcript of the gene Bcspl1, whose product is annotated as Bcspl1. The record is from RefSeq and is a predicted model, not a curated record. The transcript has a single exon. Bases 805 to 1218 code for a protein of 137 amino acids. NCBI's taxonomy places the organism in Eukaryota, Fungi, Ascomycota, Leotiomycetes, Helotiales, Sclerotiniaceae.